Messenger RNA from Fraxinus pennsylvanica, 612 nucleotides. NCBI's taxonomy places the organism in Eukaryota, Viridiplantae, Streptophyta, Magnoliopsida, Lamiales, Oleaceae. The record is from the annotation of a GenBank genome assembly.
AUGAACGAAAAUGAUUCUAGUAAGGAGGAAAUAGAAACCAAAAGAGCUCCGGAGGUGGAUGGAUUUGUUAUUGCAGCUAAUUGCAUUGCAACUGUCACAGAUUCCAGUAAAUCAAUGGCCUAUUUGGAUUGCCACCUCAUGGUCACAAAUCCUCUUGAUUACGUCGAAGCAUUAGGAAAAGCUGGUGCCUCGGGUUUUACUUUUCACAUUGAAGUCUCUAAAGAUAAUUGGAAAGAACUUGUGCAACUGAUCAAGUCAAAGGGCAUGACGCCCGGAGUUUCUCUGAAGCCGGGAUCGCCUAUUGAAGACGUGUUUCCACUUCUUGAAGAUGAAAAUCCUGUGGAAUUGGUUCUCGUCAUGACUGUUGAACCUGGAUUUGGUGGGCAAAAGUUCAUGCCAGAAAUGAUGGAUAAGGUACGUACACUGCGGAAGAAGUAUCCAUCUCUAGACAUAGAGGUGGACGGUGGUUUAGGGCCUUCAACAAUUGAUAUGGCUGCUGCAGCCGGAGCAAACUGCAUUGUGGCAGGAAGUUCGGUUUUUGGUGCUUCUGAUCCAACUCAAGUUAUAUCCCUACUUCGUAAAAACGUGGAGGAUUCCCAGAAAACUAAUUAG